AUGUUAGCCAUGGUACAUUGCCAUAGCUCCCUUCAAGAUGCAUACAUUCGUGCCAAAGCUCGAUCAACGAUUAAUGAUCGUCGUCCAGAUUUGGUCAAUACUCGUUCGGCAAUACCGAUAAAAGCUAGUCAACCAGUACCUGUCAAUCCUGACUUGUUCUUUCCUCCUCUACCUGGACAGUCGAAUAAUGAUUUUCAUCCACAAUUACGUCGACUUCCAUUAGCACACGAACCAUUGUACUACUAUUCAUGGCAUAUACACAGUUAUUUCUUUCACGAAAACAAAAAUGUUACUGCACGUGCUCUAGGUAUCCGAGAACAAUUUAUGAACUAUUUUAGCAUCAAAAAAUGCGAGGGCAAUUGUUUUAUGGGUGGAAUAUUUGAUAAUUGUACAGGAAUGUGUGUAUGGGAUCCGGUAAUGGGUGUUGAUGGACCACAUCCAUAUGGACAAUGGGGUGUCUAUUUGCCAAAUGAACUUUUGAGUGAGACAUUAUCGUGGAUGUCGGCAAACCAUGGUGAAUUUGAAGUUUUGUUUCAUCCAAAUACUGGAGAAAUGAUUGGCGAUCACGACAGUCAACAACGAGCAAUGUGGAUCAAACAACAGGUGCCACUUGAUUUAGAUUUCCUGAGAUGGUUACAAUGCAAGUGGUUUGGAUGUGUUGAUGAUUCGUAA
Rotaria sp. Silwood1 is the source of this 672-nucleotide messenger RNA. Lineage: Eukaryota; Metazoa; Rotifera; Eurotatoria; Philodinida; Philodinidae. The record is from the annotation of a GenBank genome assembly.